Molecule: messenger RNA, 2749 nt
Organism: Scomber japonicus (chub mackerel)
Lineage: Eukaryota; Metazoa; Chordata; Actinopteri; Scombriformes; Scombridae
Product: zinc finger protein 665-like
Exons: 3
Coding region: 23-2713 (896 amino acids)
Biological process (GO): regulation of transcription by RNA polymerase II
Molecular function (GO): RNA polymerase II cis-regulatory region sequence-specific DNA binding; DNA-binding transcription factor activity
Source: RefSeq, a predicted model, not a curated record
UCUGUCUGCAGUAAAGUGUACCAUGUUCUCGGUGCAGCUGCUGCGGGUGUCGGUACAUGAGCGGAUCAUUGCUGCUGCUGAAGACUUUCUGCUGCAGGUGGAAAAAGGAGAAGAACCGUCAGAAAUCCCGCUGAGAGCGCUGCUCACCGAGCGGCUAACGGCGGCUGCGGAGGAGAUCGUCGGUCUGUUGGAGGAAACCGUGGCGAAGUACGAAGACAGAGUGGAGAGAUCAGAGCGGGAGAUCUGCCGCCAGAGGAGGCUGCUCGAUGCUGUGCUGAAGCCCGAAGUCAAGCUGCUCAGAGCCGAGCCGCUGCAGUCAGUGAUCUUGAACGACUCAAAUCUGCAGCCUCCAGUUGAGCCUGAGGACCUCAAAGAGACUGAAACCAAACACAACGACAGUGAUGCUUCGUGUCCGCCGACACCUCGCUCCCCCUCACCCGCCGACUGUCAGCCCAUCUCACCAAGCGGCUGCAUUGUCGACAGCGUUCUGGACAGUGACUGGACGGAAGAGCAAGACUCCAGGACACUAAGACAGCCGAGGAAAAAGAAGAGAGGACGACCGCCACUUGGCGUAGCAAAGAAACGGAAACGGGCAUCUCCGUCGCAGAACUUCUGGUGUCAGGUGUGUGGACGCGCUCUGCAGGGGAAAGGCUUCCUGCUCAAACACGUCCUGCAGGUCUGCUCCAAAGACCCUGAGUGUCGCUGUGGUUUCUGUGGCGAGCGUUUAGACUCAGCUGACAGCCUGACCACUCACCUCCAAACCCACCAGAAGAAGAGUAAGACCUGUUCAUUCUGUGGAAAGACCUUCCACUCCAUCCUAGCACAGGAGCUGCACGUCCGACUGCAUACCGGAGAGAGACCGUACAGCUGCGAUGUCUGCGGCAAGAAGUUUAGCCAGAAGGGUAACAUGACGUCACACAUGCGCGUCCAUGCUGCAGAGAAACCCUUCAAGUGCAAAGAGUGCAACCGGGCGUUCUGUCACAUGUCGUCUCUGGAGCGACACAUGCUGGACCACAGCGGCGAGGUGAUGCUCAGCUGCGGCGUCUGCGGUCAGGAGUUCAGUGAGAGGCGACUCCUGCGUCAACACAUGACGAGUCACCAGAAGGACGAGCACAUUAAGAUCCACGCCGGAGAGAAACCUUACAGCUGCAGCUUCUGCGGAAAGGCCUUUAACCAGAACAGCAGCCUGAAGACGCACCUGAAGAUCCACACAGAGCCGCUGCAGUCAGUGAUCUUGAACGACUCAAAUCUGCAGCCUCCAGUUGACCCUGAGGACCUCAAAGAGACUGAACCCAAACACAACAACAGUGAUGCUUCGUGUCCACCGACACCUCGCUCCCCCUCACCCGCCGACUGUCAGCCCAUCUCACCAAGCGACUCCCUUGUCGACAGCGAUCUGGACAGUGACUGGACGGAAGAGCAAGACUCCAGGACACUAAGACAGCCGAGGAAAAAAAAGAGAGGACGACCGCCACUUGGCAUAGCAAAGAAACGGAAGCGGUCAUCUCCAUCGCAGAACUUCUGGUGUCAGGUGUGUGGACGCGCUCUGCAGGGGAAAGGCUUCCUGCUCAAACACGUCCUGCAGGUCUGCUCCAAAGACCCUGAGUGUCGCUGUGGUUUCUGUGGCGAGCGUUUAGACUCAGCUGACAGCCUGACCACUCACCUCCAAACCCACCAGAAGAAGAGUAAGACUUGUUCAUUCUGUGGAAAGACCUUCCACUCCAUCCUAGCGCAGGAGCUGCACGUGCGACUACAUACCGGAGAGAGACCGUACAGCUGCGAUGUCUGCGGCAAGAAGUUUAGCCAGAAGGGUAACAUGACUUCACACAUGCGCGUCCAUGCUGCAGAGAAACCCUUCAAGUGCAAAGAGUGCAACCGGGCGUUCUGUCACAUGUCAUCUCUGGAGCGACACAUGCUGGACCACAGCGGCGAGGUGACACUCAGCUGCAGCGUCUGCGGUCAGGAGUUCAGUGAGAGGCGACUCCUGCGUCAACACAUGACGAGUCACCAGAAAGAAGCCAGUGACAAACCCAGAAGACUUCGCAGCUCGGCACCGGCGUACCGCUGCAAAGUGUGUGGAGAUGCUUUCGACAGGAAGAGUUUCUUAGUGAAGCAUGUGGAGACUCAUCAGCAGGACCCGAGCCGCUGCUGUGGACUCUGCGGACACCAGUAUGAGUCCGCCGACAGCCUCGCCAAUCACCUGCGUUCCCACCGAGAGAUCAGCAAUACCUGCCACAUCUGUGGGAAGAGCUUUCCUGCUCACGGAGCGCUGGAGAUGCACAUGAGGAUCCACACUGGAGAGAAACCUUACAACUGCAGCUUCUGCGGAAAGGCCUUCAACCAGAGCGGCAACCUGAAGACACACCUGAAGAUCCACACAGGUGAGCGGGCGUUCUUCUGCAGCCUCUGUGGGAAAGGCUUCACCCAGAAACAGACUCUAGACACGCACGUCCGCUUCCACAACAAGGAGAGACGCUUCCUGUGCCAGGUGUGCGGGAAGGGCUUCAUUCAGGACGUGGACCUGAAAAGACACAUGCUGAUCCACACUGGAGAGAAACCGUAUAGCUGCAGGGUCUGUGGGAAGAGUUUUCAGGCCAAACGCUCGCUCAAUGGACACCUCAAAGCACACACGGCAGGGGAGGAACCGGGCCCAGAGCAGGACCCCAGCGCCGAGCAGAGGAGGCUCGACACCUUCUGCUUGGUUCAGCUGUAGUCUGAAACUAAAACCUCUUCUGGUCUUGACUCGUAG